Messenger RNA from Maylandia zebra (zebra mbuna), 1857 nucleotides. Its product is annotated as putative G-protein coupled receptor. Gene Ontology annotation, molecular function: G protein-coupled receptor activity. Gene Ontology annotation, biological process: G protein-coupled receptor signaling pathway. The record is from RefSeq and is a predicted model, not a curated record. Gene Ontology annotation, cellular component: plasma membrane; endosome; signaling receptor complex. Lineage: Eukaryota; Metazoa; Chordata; Actinopteri; Cichliformes; Cichlidae.
UAGUUUACAAGAACUUUUUAAGGACCAAUUUUCAAAAUGAAAGUGCUUUGAUAAGUGAGGUGUAUUUCUUUUGAUGUCUGAAGAACUUUUUAGCUUCGUCGCUUAACAAUGGGAGCCACUGGAAUACAGAUCUUAACUCGUUCUUUAUUAUGAAUCAUGGAAGAGUACAGUUCAUUUGUGACUGAGUACAAUGAAAGCACUGCCGCUUGGCCAAUAGAGCCUUCUGCACCCAGCAGACACUUAGGAAAUGUUCCCAGCCCACAAACACGUCUCAAGGACCUCAUGGGAUUAUUUUUCAUGGUGACCCUAAAUUUUCUUGCACUUCUGGCCAACACUGCUGUUCUUGUGGUUGUCAUCAAAGCCCCUCAUCUCAGGAAAUUUGUAUUUUUGUGCCAUCUUUGUGCAGUGGACCUUCUGUGUGCCAUCUUGAUCAUGCCACUCGGCAUUGUGUCCAGCUCGGGGUACUUUGCUGGUGUGGUGUUCACUAUGCUGGAGUGCCAGAUCUAUGUCUUCCUCAAUGUAAUCCUCAUAGCAGCCUCCAUCUUCACCAUCACAGCUAUUAGCGUGGAGCGUUAUUACUACAUUGUUCACCCCAUGCGAUAUGAGGUCAAGAUGACGCUGAAGCUGACUGCAGCUGUGAUGGUGAUAGUGUGGGUCGCUUCUGCAGGGCUGGGAUUGUCUACUGUGUUUGGAUGGCCGUCUUAUGGCAGCCUGACCUCCGUCAGUGCAGCACACUGCUCACUGUACUGGAGCAACAGUGACCACAGGCGUAUUUUCUCUGUGCUCUUCAGUGUCACCUGUUUCUGUCUGCCAGCAGUUGUGAUUUUUGCUGUCUACUGUAAUAUCUACAAAGUGGCCCGUGUGGCUGCCCGGCAACAUGGACCUCUGCCCUCCUGGACAAACAGUCAACUGAAGCAUCGCUCUGACUCAAUAAACAGUCAGACUACCAUCAUUACAACUCGCAAUGCCCCACGCAGGAUUACCCGAGAACGGCCUUUCGGGGGUGGUAAGGCUGCUCUUACUCUGGUGGUCAUUGUUGGGCAGUUUCUAAUCUGCUGGCUGCCUUAUUUUGCCUUCCACCUUCAUUUGAUACUUGAUGCAACACCCCAGAUCCCCGAUGACCUGGAGGAAACUGUCACCUGGCUGGCAUAUUCGUCAUUUGCUAUUAACCCUUUUUUCUAUGGGCUUCUAAAUCGGCAGAUUAGGGAAGAGCUUUGUAAACUAAGGCGCUGCUACUCGACUCGGCCAAUGGAAUUGCCAGCGUCCAGCCAGGAGGGCUCGGGUCAUGAGAACUUCUUGCAGUUUCUCAACAGGACCAGCUGCAGUUUAGAGACACGUCCAAGCUUUGCUACUCCCAGUUCUCUGGAUUAUACUGGGCAGACUGGUUUCAGGAUACCAGGACAGAUUCCAGAGGAGUUCAGUUAGAUUUUGCUCUACUGUACCUCAGUGUUGUGCCACAAAUAAUUGAAAGUUUGGGGGAUUAAGUUAUUUAAAGAUCAUAUGCAAUAUGACAAGCAAAUUUUUGCAGACAGUAAUAACAAGUGAGAGACAGCAUACAGAAAAAAACUGUUUUCGUCUUUGAAUCGUUUCUAUAAAGAUUCAAAGAAGUACUAAAUGGACUUUUAAAAAAAGCAUUGUUACUGUGGUGAAACAAGCCUUAACGAGUCCUUAAAGAUCACUUUAAUUUUAUUAGCUAGCCUAAAGUAAAGUUACUCUUUAUCUACAAUCAAUAGUUCUGUUUUAUGAAAAUGAAUCAACACAAGUAAUUAUUACACAAUCAAAUGUUGUCCUAUUGUAUUUAUAUUCCAGGAAUUUAUGUAAAUGUUAUUUAUUAUACACAAACAGGAGGAAAUAUUU